AUGAAGUUUCUCGAGUACCCUGAGCUCGAGGUAUUAUCGCGUGCACUCACGUUUGAGAUGUCCGAAUGUAAAGUAUUUACGCGAAUUGAAGCCUAUUCAUGCAAAGCGGUGAACAAGGAGAAACGUCUGUUCAAGUCCUUGGAAUCGUCCUAUCUGUUGUCGGCAUCCACAUCGCCGCCUGCGUACUUGGCCGAGGCACUAGCGUCGCCAUUUGGGCGCCUAGACCAGCCAUCGGCUCGCAAGACCCUGUUUUUGCUCAUCGCAACACUCAAUGGUGCCUUUCCUGACCACGAUUUUAGCGAAGUGAAUCCCACCGACUUUGUACGCGAGUCCGAUGCGACAGAGGUGCUCAAUAGCAUUACUACGACCCUUCUCAGCCUGCGUGGUAGCUCUGGAUCGCCAGGCUCGCUGGGCAAGUCCCUGGAUGAGUCGCCCAUGCUGGGCUCGUUUGCUCGAUCACCUAUGGCUCAUGAGGCACGUUCCUCGGCCAGCACGUCUACGCCAUCAGGCGGUGCAAGUGCAUCUCGCUCCGCGUCUGCAUCGCUGCCUGUCGUUGUGGACGAGAUCAUCCAGACGGCUGAUUGCGAAGUAUAUACGUUCCAUCCCGAUAUGGACUCAGAUCCACAUGCGAGUGUGGAACCAGAUGAAGAGGGCGGCGAUAUGGAUGAAGGUGAUCCGUAUGAUGAGGGAUACACAGCAGACGAUGACCAUGGCGUUGUAAGUCGUGGUGGGACGCCUGCGAUGGAUGUCGACGAUGUUGGCAUGGAUACGCCGGCCUUUGAUGAAGAAAUGGACGGGGGUGGGUUUUCCACGCAUACCUCGUCCGCCCCUGGCCAUGCCGCGGGGCUGAGUGGGAGUAGCGGUGCCGGCGCCUCAGAAUCGCCGACGCUCCCCCUGGUGGGCGAAGACGACUUGGCCGGUGCGGGCGCUGGCUUAUUGUGGUCGACCUUUGCGUUUUUCUACAAUCGACGCAUGAAGCGUAUUUUGUUUGUGAGCGUAUGGUGCCGCAAGAAUGCGCAAGUAGGCGCGCCGCCCGUUGUGUGGCACAGCCCUGCAUUGGUCCCUACGCGCCCUGCCAUCACGGAGGAUGUCCCCGUGCUGGGCCUUACAUCGACGCUGUACCAGCGCCUCGCUGACCGGCCAGGCGAGCAUCGCCUGACGCCAGAUACCUCUCCAGCGCGCCCGGCACGUGCUCGACGAUCCGCUCCGUAUUCCCUUCGACGACAAGGCCGGCCACGCGGUCGCUCUGCGUCGAACAGUCCCGCCCCCAGUGCGCUGGCCCCGUUCCCCCACGCCCAGUCCUCGCAGCGUGUGCCUGCUGGCAGCGAAAUGCCAAGGCGAGGGCGGCCUACGCCCACAUCCCAUCCUUCGCUGGACGCCUCGCUCCACAGCACCAGUGCGCCAGCGCCCAGUGCAUAUCGACCCUUGCAUGCCUUGGGCACAGCAGGGUCUCCUCCACCGGUGCGCCGUGCUACCGAGGCACGACCCCGGGCCCCCAUGUAG
Messenger RNA from Malassezia pachydermatis, 1503 nucleotides. Its product is annotated as maf1-domain-containing protein. Gene Ontology annotation, biological process: negative regulation of transcription by RNA polymerase III. The record is from RefSeq and is a predicted model, not a curated record. The transcript has a single exon. Gene Ontology annotation, molecular function: RNA polymerase III core binding. Bases 1 to 1503 code for a protein of 500 amino acids. Gene Ontology annotation, cellular component: nucleus. Lineage: Eukaryota; Fungi; Basidiomycota; Malasseziomycetes; Malasseziales; Malasseziaceae.